Linum trigynum is the source of this 1659-nucleotide messenger RNA. Lineage: Eukaryota; Viridiplantae; Streptophyta; Magnoliopsida; Malpighiales; Linaceae. The record is from the annotation of a GenBank genome assembly.
GACAUUUAUUCCAGUGGUUAAAAUGCAUACAAUUUGCAUUGUGUUGGCAUUUGCAGUAUGAAGCAGUGGAAGAUCGUUCAGUUUAAUGUGAAGAAUGCGUUUCCUCAUGGAGAUCUAAAGGAGACAAUCUAUAUGGAGUGUCCUGAGGGUUAUACAAAGGGAGGACCAGGGAUGGUUUGUAGGCUGCGACGUUCUCUCUAUGGUCUGCAACAAGCACCAAGGGCUUGGUUUGAAAAAUUUCAUGGCACUAUACUUCAGGCAGGCUUUGUACAGAGUCAUAAUGAUCCGUCAAUGUUCACUGGGCAAAAUGCUCAGGGAAAUACAGUUCUACUUUUGUAUGUUGACGAUAUGAUUGUGACCGGGAGUGACACAGAGAGAAUUAAGGAACUGACGCAGUCGUUACACGCGGCCUUUAAUCUUAAAGAAUUGGGUGAGGCGUCUUAUUUUCUAGGUCUAGAGAUACAUAGAAGUGCCGCAGGUUUGCUUGUCAAUCAACAGAAGUAUAUCAGUGAUCUGUUGGAGAUAGCUCAGUUCGUAGAUUGCAACCCGUGCACGACUCCGAUGGAACAAAAUUUGAAGCUCACUCAUGAGGAUGGAGUAUUGUUAGAAGAUCAAACGUUCUACAGAAGUAUAGUGGAAAGUUUGAUCUAUUUAACGUAUACAUGUCUUGAAAUAGCCUAUGUUGUUCAAGUGGUAAGCCAGUUUAUGGGAGAUGCGUGCACAACGCGUUUGGAUGCUGUUCAUAGAAUAUUGUGGUACCUGAAGGGGACUAGAGAUGUUGAGAUAUUCUUUCCUGCAGAUGGAGAACCGGUCAUGGAAGCCUAUGCAGAUGCAGAUUAUGCCGGUUGUCGUGACACAAGGAGGUCCACAUCAGGGUGGUGUGUUAAGAUUGGGAGGUCCUUUGUGUCCUGGCAUUGUCGGAAGCAGGAUAAAGUGUCGAAGUCAUCCCCAGAGGUAGAGUACAGGUCGAUGUUGGAGGUUAGUACGGAGAUGGUUUGGCUGCAGAGCUUGUUUUAGGAUAUUGGAGUAGAUUGUCAGAUACCUAUGCGUAUCUAUGGAGAUAACACCAGUGCUAUUCAGAUCGCGAAUAUCCGGUACUACACGACUGGACAAAACACAUAGAGGUACUUGUUCAUUAUAUCAGGCAACUUUUGGCAGAAGGAGUUGUUCAGCUCAGUUAAUUGUCUACAGAAGAUCAGACUGCAAAUGUCUUGACAAAAGCAGUAAGCUCGAGGAGGCAUUGGUACCUAUCUUCCAAAUUGAUGUUACGUACCGAACAUCAAUUUAAGGGAGGGUGUUAGUUUGUGAAAGUCCGAGUACCAAUGUGUAAUUAUCCUGUAAACCGUGUAGUUAGGGUUUGGAGAGAACCUAUAUAUUUACCUGUGUAUCGUAGUUGAAAGGUUACGAAUCAUAAUAAGAAAAACCUGAGAGGAAGAUCCUCUCUGUGGACUAGUGUCAAAUUGACGAUACCACAUUAAAAAACUCGGCGUUCUUCCAUUAGAUUAGACCUUUUGACAGUGCUAACUCUAUAGGAGUUAGCACUAUACUAACCAUUCUUGCUUCGUUCAUUACUUUAAAGUUAAAUUAGACGGUGGAAAGCGACGAGGAACAUAUUUUUUUAUUUUAGAAAAUAAAAUUUAAGAAAAUAAAUAAUUUUAG